CAGCCCCGCGUCCGCUCACCGGGGUCCUCGCACCGCCGCCGCCCCGCGCUACCGCCGCAUCCGAGCAGGGCAAGAUGGCCUCGGCCACCGACGCGCGCUAUGGCCAGAAGGAGUCUGCGGACCAGAACUUCGACUACAUGUUCAAGAUCCUCAUCAUCGGGAACAGCAGCGUGGGCAAGACGUCCUUCCUGUUCCGCUACGCGGACGACUCCUUCACGCCCGCCUUCGUGAGCACCGUGGGCAUCGACUUCAAGGUGAAGACCAUCUACCGCAACGACAAGAGGAUCAAGCUGCAGAUCUGGGACACGGCUGGGCAGGAGAGGUACCGCACCAUCACUACCGCCUACUACCGCGGUGCCAUGGGCUUCAUCCUCAUGUAUGACAUCACCAACGAGGAGUCCUUCAACGCCGUGCAGGACUGGUCCACUCAGAUCAAGACUUACUCCUGGGACAACGCCCAGGUGCUGCUGGUGGGGAACAAGUGCGACAUGGAGGAGGAGCGGGUGGUGUCCUCAGAGCGCGGCCGCCAGCUGGCCGACCACCUGGGGUUCGAGUUCUUUGAGGCAAGUGCAAAAGACAACAUCAACGUGAAACAGACCUUCGAGCGCCUGGUGGACGUCAUCUGCGAGAAGAUGUCGGAGUCCCUGGACACCGCAGACCCCGCGGUCACCGGGGCCAAGCAGGGCCCGCAGCUCACUGACCAGCAGGCACCCCCGCACCAGGACUGCGCCUGCUGAGGCCCGGCCUUCCUGGCCCCACCUC
This is a messenger RNA of Dipodomys spectabilis (banner-tailed kangaroo rat), 762 nucleotides long. It is a transcript of the gene Rab3a, whose product is annotated as RAB3A, member RAS oncogene family. The record is from RefSeq and is a predicted model, not a curated record. Lineage: Eukaryota; Metazoa; Chordata; Mammalia; Rodentia; Heteromyidae. The coding region runs from base 75 to 737 and encodes 220 amino acids. Gene Ontology annotation, biological process: regulation of synaptic vesicle fusion to presynaptic active zone membrane; regulation of exocytosis; protein secretion. Gene Ontology annotation, cellular component: endosome; synaptic vesicle; synaptic vesicle membrane. Gene Ontology annotation, molecular function: GTPase activity; GTP binding. The transcript has 6 exons.